Thamnophis sirtalis is the source of this 1001-nucleotide messenger RNA. The record is from RefSeq and is a predicted model, not a curated record. NCBI's taxonomy places the organism in Eukaryota, Metazoa, Chordata, Lepidosauria, Squamata, Natricidae.
AUGGCGUCAUCCGACCGCGUCCGGAACGUCUGUCUGUGGGUAGUAAAAGAGCAUGGAGAUAGGAAAAGCAGGCAGCAGAAAACGUCAGAGACAGAAGAGGGAACAGUUCAAAUCCAGGAAGGAGCAGUAGCGACAGGUGAAGAUCCCACCAGCGUGGCCAUUGCGAGCAUCCAGUCGGCGGCCACCUUUUCAGACCCUAACAUCAAAUAUGUCUUCCGAGCAGAGAAUGGAGGCACUCAGCUGAUGUACAGAGUCAUACAGGUGGCCGAGGGGCAGCUGGAUGGGCAGACGGAGGGCAGCGGGGCCAUCAGCGGCUACCCUGCAGCGCAGUCCAUGACCCAGGCUGUCAUCCAAGGAGCGUUUACGAGCGAAGAUGCCGUCGACUCUGAAGCUGCGGCCACCGAGACCCACUACACCUAUUACCCGGCCACCGUGGCUGACACCAGCACCUCUGCCGGAGCAGGGACGACUGCCGUGGUCACCACGCAGAACUCGGAUGCCCUUCUGGGACAAGCUACGCCCACCGGCACAGGUCAGUCGGGCAAGACCGCCGUCCCAGGUGGAGGUCGGACCCAGACUUAUCCUCCCACUGGGCUAUGAUUCUGUUGCUCUCCCCAAUCUUCCAAUCUAUGAAUUCGGUUAAAUAUUAAUUAUCAAUAUUCCAUUGAUAAAUGCUGCCUUUUGCCAGCAUUUGUGAAGCAUUUUUGACAGAGCCAAAGGAAGUGACAAUUUGAUAGGCCGAGAAGAGAGUUUCCCCACCAUAGAAACUUGUAGGCUGGUGGGCUUGCAAUUUCCGGAAUUGAAUUGACGGGGGAAUUCUGGGAGUUGAAAUCUACCCAUCUUAAAGUUGCCAAGAUUGAAAAAAAAAAUCAUUUCUCAUUUUUUUCUAUGUUGAUGAUUUUUAUAUUUCUCGUUUCACCUUUCUUCUUUGUAACUGCCAUUCUAAUAGCAAAUCCUUCCUAAAAGUUAUUGCACUACAUUCUUGCUUAAACUAUCUUUGC